Messenger RNA from Theobroma umbraticum, 1092 nucleotides. Its product is annotated as RING/U-box superfamily protein. The record is from RefSeq and is a predicted model, not a curated record. Lineage: Eukaryota; Viridiplantae; Streptophyta; Magnoliopsida; Malvales; Malvaceae.
AUGGUACGUUCAUUGUUGGCUCAAAAACUUGCCCUCGGAUCUCCUUCAACAAUUCCUAACAAUGUUACUUUCAAUCUUGAUGACUUCCAAACUUCGAUCUUCGUUUGCAUCAUCGUGUUGAUGCUCUUCUACCUCUUCUAUCAAAUUCUUGACAGAUUUCUCAACUGCCUCCCAAAUGAAAGGUAUGACCGAGAUAUCGAAUUACAAGACAUAGCUAAUCACCGGUCUGUAGCCAAUUCUCAUUGGUUUCGUGAAGUUACCGUGCACAACAGUCUAUGGUUGUUGGAAACAUUGAAUGGAUUCAUGACAUUGUUGGCAGAGAGACAAGGGCUAAGCCCGGAGGACUUGGAGAAAAGUCUGCCCCUUGUACAUUACAAAAGCCUAGGAAAAACAUUAGAUGAAUGUGUCAUUUGCUUGGAGGACUUUGAAGAUGAUGAACUGUGCCGAGUUUUUCCGGUGUGCAAACAUGUUUUCCAUUUCGAUUGCAUAGAUAACUGGUUGAGAAAUCACACAACUUGCCCGGGUCAUCAAAGUCCUAGUCAUGCAAAAAUCAGAUCUUAAAGAACCAUGGUUACUCUAAGCAUUGCGAUCCAUUCUUUAGAUUACCCUCUUAUUGUUUCUUUGAUUACUGCCAUUGGCAUUGUCUUCCUCUUGUUAUCCUGCCUGAUUGGCGUCUGCAUCAUCGCAACAUCGUUCAUCAUCCUCAUCAUCUACAUUAUUUGUGAAUGCCUUAGCUGGCCUAUAUUCGAGAAGUUCAUUUCUGAUCUGCUGAGAAGAGCAAUUCAUCGAGUUCGGAUAGUGACUUACCAAGCAAUAAUCCCAAACUAUUUGCAACAAUCGGAGAUGACAGAAGGGUUUCCACAGAGUAUAGACGACAGGGUCAUGUUAAGGCAGCAGGCCUUACCGCCAAUGAUUUAUGGGUUUGGUUCAUAUCCAUUGAAAUCCAAAGACUGCGCCAUAUGCUUGGAUGAUUAUGUGGUUGGUGAAGUGUGUCGAGUUCUUCCAGCGUGCAAACACAUGUUUCAUUUGAGUUGCAUUGAUCACUGGCUCGAAAAUCAUCUAACAUGCCCGGUUUGUAGACAAUGUAUUUAA